This is a messenger RNA of Camponotus floridanus (Florida carpenter ant), 1573 nucleotides long. It is a transcript of the gene cN-IIIB, whose product is annotated as 7-methylguanosine phosphate-specific 5'-nucleotidase. The transcript has 6 exons. The coding region runs from base 549 to 1430 and encodes 293 amino acids. Gene Ontology annotation, cellular component: cytoplasm. The record is from RefSeq and is a predicted model, not a curated record. Gene Ontology annotation, molecular function: 5'-nucleotidase activity; magnesium ion binding. NCBI's taxonomy places the organism in Eukaryota, Metazoa, Arthropoda, Insecta, Hymenoptera, Formicidae.
GUAGAAUUUUCAAAGGAAUCGCGAUUUUCGUGAUUUUGACAGAUCAAAUUUACGUUGGAUGCAUUGGUUAAGGGCGGGUUUGCAAACGUCUGAUUCUCUCGUCUUGUUUGGAAAGUCGCCUUUCGGAAAGAGAGAAAUAACCAUUGGAUUUUAUAUAUUUUAUUGCUAUCAAUUAUUAAAGACACGUUCCUGAAAGAUGUCUGAAAAACAACUUGAAGGCAUUUUAUCAUCUUUUAAAUUUCUUUAAGAUAUUUUUCACCUUUUUAUGCUACCUGGAAUGCGAGGGAAAAAAUUCGCAGAUCUAAAGGAUGUUUCACAAAUAUACGUGUUUCCCAAUCGAUGUGUAUUUUAUGAGACACCCCGUAUGACAAAUAACGAGUGAGAAUUUUGCUCGAAUCAGCAUUGGUAGGUCUAGCGUCUAGCGUGUCAAGUGUCAACUGUCAACAUCCAGUCGGCGCACGAGGUGGGAACAAUUUGACAGAAGGAGCCGGUCUCGAGCUAAUAUCUUGUCGUAUCUCGUCGCAAUCUUUAGCUUCUCCGAUUUCGCGAUGAGCAACGAGGUCACGAUGGACGAUUUUCCCGCUUUGAGGUUGAAGCAUGUGCACAUUAAGGAUGAGGUUGCGCUUUUAAAGACAAUAAAUACGAUCUUGCAAGGUGGCACGAAUAAUCUCCAAGUGGUUACAGAUUUCGACUUGACUCUCACAAAGCAACACAUAAAUGGAACACGUAUACUUAGUAGUUUUGGUAUGUUCAGAAAAUGCAAGCAGUUACCACAAUAUUAUUUAGAUGAGGCCAAAUGUCUGUAUAACAAGUAUAGACCUAUAGAGAUAGAUCCACAUUUGUCUUUGGAUGAAAAAGCUGUUGCUAUGCACGAUUGGAUGACUGCAGCACAUAAUAUACUAAAGGGCAUCGAGUUCAAUCCUCAUGAGAUAGAAGAAGUAGCCCAAGAAUGCAACGAUAUAUUACGCGAUGGUACAAGAGAGAUUUUGGAGAAGCUAUACAAUGCCAGAGUACCGAUUGUAGUGUUUAGCGCUGGUUUAGGAGAUAUGGUGAAAGCUGUGUUGAAAUACAACGAUGCUCUCUUUGAUAAUGUAAAAAUAAUCUCCAAUUUUCUCAAGUACAAAGGAAAUCAGUUAGACGGAUUUAACAACGAUGUGUUUAUACAUGCUUACAAUAAAAAUGAAUGUGCACUGGCGAAAGAUUAUCUGACAGUACUCGGCAAGAGACAGAAUAUAUUGUUGAUGGGUGAUUCGACUGGCGAUGCUAGUAUGGUAGACGAAAUAGAAGACACCAAGACAGUUUUGAAAAUAGGAUUCCUGUACGACCAUGUGGAGGCUAGCUUGAACUCAUUCAUGGAAAAGUUCGAUAUCGUUCUUGUCGAUGAUCAAACGAUGCGAGUGCCGAUGGAGAUACUGCAAAGUAUCUUAUAAUAUAUCUGUAUCAAUUAAUAUUUUUUUCAUACUCGCGUGCAUGUACAUAUCUAUAAAGAUGCAAAUACGUGAUCGUAUACAUAAUACUCUAUAAUUCAAAGUACAUGAUGAUUUACACUUUACUUAAAUGAGUUUAAUUUAAA